CGGCGAGCGCGGCGGCCGGGCGGCCGAGCGACCCCGGGAGCGGCCGCGUCCCCUGCCCGCCCCGCCCCGCGCCUCCCUCCCCGGCGGGUGCGCGGCUGGCUGACCUCUGCGGAGGCGGCGGGGGCCCAGCAUCGGGCCGGGGCCGGGGGGGCGCCGGGGCCGGGGGGCGGCGCUCCGGCCCGGCCCGGCCCCGCCCGAUGUCCAUGAGCGCGAACACCAUGAUCUUCAUGAUUCUGGGGGCGUCGAUCGUGAUGGCCAUCGCGUGCUUGAUGGACAUGAACGCAUUGCUGGACCGAUUCCACAACUACAUCCUCCCGCAUCUGCGGGGCGAGGACCGCGUCUGCCACUGCAACUGUGGCCGGCACCACAUCCACUACGUGAUCCCUUACGACGGGGACCAGUCGGUGGUGGACGCCUCCGAGAACUACUUCGUGACCGACAACGUCACCAAGCAGGAGAUCGACCUCAUGCUGGGGCUGCUGCUGGGCUUCUGCAUCAGCUGGUUCCUGGUGUGGAUGGACGGCGUCCUGCACUGCGCCGUGCGCGCCUGGAGGGCUGGCCGGCGCUACGAUGGCUCGUGGACCUGGCUGCCCAAGCUGUGCAGCCUGCGGGAGCUGGGCCGGCGGCCGCACAGGCCCUUCGAGGAGGCGGCCGGCAACAUGGUGCACGUGAAGCAGAAACUCUACCACAACGGCCACCCGAGCCCGCGGCAUCUCUGAGCCGCGCGCAGGACUCGCGGGGCCUUCGGCCAACGCGCCCACGCACACGGGACUGGACGGCCGCCCCGGGCCAGGGCGCCCGCAGCUGCCGGGCGUGUCCAGCGGAAGGUGCUGUCUCCUCUUCUUUUUAUAAAGGGGGUCGGGGCGGGGAAGGCCGCCAGUCUGGGGGCAGGACCCUG
This is a messenger RNA of Nyctereutes procyonoides (raccoon dog), 898 nucleotides long. It is a transcript of the gene TMEM240, whose product is annotated as transmembrane protein 240. The record is from RefSeq and is a predicted model, not a curated record. Bases 198 to 719 code for a protein of 173 amino acids. The transcript has 4 exons. Lineage: Eukaryota; Metazoa; Chordata; Mammalia; Carnivora; Canidae.